Paralichthys olivaceus (Japanese flounder) is the source of this 6686-nucleotide messenger RNA. RefSeq names its product intersectin 2a (gene itsn2a). Gene Ontology annotation, biological process: positive regulation of Rho protein signal transduction; intracellular signal transduction. Lineage: Eukaryota; Metazoa; Chordata; Actinopteri; Pleuronectiformes; Paralichthyidae. The record is from RefSeq and is a predicted model, not a curated record. Gene Ontology annotation, molecular function: calcium ion binding; protein binding; guanyl-nucleotide exchange factor activity.
UCCUCCUCUUCCUCCUCUCCCUCCUCCUCCUCCUCAGCAGCAGCAGCAGAAGCAGUGAGGUGGUCCUCCAGCCUGGAUGUCGGAUCUCAGCUUCUCCACUACAACAGAUGUCUGAGAGCUAGCCAGCUGAGUAGAGGACUUCCCUCUCUGCCUACGCUCUCUACCUGCAGCCAUGAAUGGUGGAGCCAGUGUGUGGGCCAUCACUCCAGAGGAGAGGGGGAAACACGAUAAACAGUUUGAUACCCUCACCCACGUGCUUGGCUAUGUGUCAGGAGAACAAGCGAGGAAGUUCUUCCUCCAGUCUGGCUUGCCCCCGUCUGUCCUGGCUGAGAUCUGGAACCUUGCCGACAUGGACGGUGAUGGGAAGAUGGACAGACUGGAGUUCUCCAUUGCUAUGAAGCUCAUCAAACUCAAGCUUCAGGGCCGGAAUAUGCCUUCUGUGCUGCCAAUUAUCAUGAAGCAGCCUCCAGUCUCCAAUUCGGUCCCAAUUGCCCCGUCAUCAGCACGUUUUGGAAUGGGUUCUAUGCCAAAUCUGUCUGUUGGUCUGUCAUCCAUGUCGACUAUGCCCGCCAUGCCCAUCCUAACACCCAUCCCUGGUAACCCUCCCAUGCCCUCUGGGCAACCCCUGGCGCUGGCGCCAAUGCCUUUUUCCCUCAUCACCUCCCUGGGAAGCGCCGGACUCCCCAACGUCAAUGUCAGCCUCCUCACCCCCCCACUCGUUCCCAACAACACAGUGCUCCCUCUUUCUGGCUUCUCUUCGCCCAUGGCGUUCUCUCCGACCUCUGGCAUGUCAAAAGCCAACUCUCUCCUGGACCUUGGAUCCAGCAGUUCAAAUUCGUCCUCCACCACGUCGCUGGCCAGCAACUCUCCGAAGAUGGGUACGAGCGACUGGGCCGUUCCACAGGCGUCCAGACUGAAGUACCGUCAGCAAUUCAACACGCUAGACCAGCUCAUGAGUGGCUACUUGUCAGGGCCACAGGUUAGAAAUGCACUGAUGGCAUCAAACCUGACCCAGACUCAGUUAGCUACCAUCUGGACCCUGGCAGACGUGGAUAAGGACGGCCAGCUAAGAGCCGAUGAGUUCAUUCUGGCCAUGCACCUGGUGGACAUGGCUAAAACAGGCCGACCUCUGCCACUCACACUUCCACAAGACUUGGUACCUCCUACUCUCAGAGGAGUCAAGCCCACUGAGCUUGUUAAUGGAACGGGGCCCUACAUAACUCCCUGUUUAAUAGACACGACAGAAAUGGACGCUGCACAGAAAACCAAGAGCGGUGUGUCCUUUGAGGACAAGCUGAAGGAGAACUUUGCACGAGGCAGCGCCGAGCUGGAGAAAAGAAGACUGGCUCUGGUGGAGGAGCAGAGGAAAGAGAGGGAGCGGAGGGACAGGGAGGAGAGGGAGGAAAGGGAGAGGAGGGAGAGGGAGGCCAGGGAGCAGGAGAACCGGAGGCGGCUGGAGGAGGAGAGGCGGUUGGAGAGGCAGAGAGAGAUGGAGAGACAGAGGGAGGAGGAGAGGCUGAGGGAGCUGGAGAGGAAGGAGGCGGCAAAGCAGGAGAUGGAGCGCCAGCAAAGGGAGGAGUGGGAGCGAGGGAAGAGGGAGGAGCUGGGCCGGAGAAAAGAGGGCGAGCAGGAAGAAAUCUCGCAACUCAGGGCGAAAAAGAGAAGUCUAGAGCUGGAGCUGGAGGCUGUGGGAAACAAGCACAAGCUGAUCUCAGACCGUCUCCGUGACGCUCAGAGCAAGAGGCGGAUUCAGAAGGCAGAGGUGGACCUCAUCAAUCAGAAGAGGGAUGAACGCAUCACAGAGAUCAACACGCUGCAGCUACAGUUUGAGGACUGGCAGAGGAAGCUGUCGCAGCUCGUCCCAGAACAACAGAGGCUGACUGAGAAGCUGCGAAACAUCAACCUGAACAAAGUCUCAUCUGUGUCUUUGACCUCUCUGGCCACAAGCGUGACAGAGAAAGGCGUGAACUGCCGGAGGCUGAAGGACCAGCUGGACACUCUGGAGAGGGAGACGACAGACAAACUGUCCCAGAUGGAGCAGUACAACAAAGAACUUAAGGAGCUGAGAGAGAAGCAGGUGAGGCAGCAGGCCGUCCUGGACGACCUGUAUCGGGUCAAAGAGGAGAAGCUCAGGGAGCUGCAAAGACGUAGGGAGGAGGAGAGAGAGAGGAGGAGGCGGGAGGAAGAGGAGGCGGCCAGACAGGCAAAAUUAGAGGAGGAGCAGAGAGAGCAGGAGAGGAGAGAACAGGAAAAGAGGGAGAAGGAGAGGCGGGAGAAGGAAGAGGAGGAGGCCCGGCAGAGGAGACUCUUGGAGGAGCAGAGGGCCAGGCAAAGGGAGGAGGAGGAGAGGGAGGCGCAGAUUCGCCUGCGAGCAGCCCAGGAGAAAGCACAGGAGGAGGAAAGGAGAAGGCGGGAGGAGGAGGAAAAGAGGAUAAAGGAGGAGGAGAAGAGGAAAAUAGAGGAGGAAGAAGAGAGAAAGCGAAAAGAGGAGGAAGAGAGGAGGAGAAAAGAGGAAGAGCAGAGAGGACAGCAGUCAACAUCUGUGGAUCAGCAAACAAUCAAGCCGACCACGUACAGAGCCCUGUACUCGUUUGUUGCCCGCAACACUGACGAGCUGAGCAUAGAAGCAGACGGUCUCAUAGAGGUGGAUGAGCAGACUGUCGGUGAGCCGGGAUGGUUAUGCGGGAGUUACCGAGGAAACAGGGGCUGGUUCCCCCAGAGUUAUGCAGAGAAAUGUCCCACGGCCUCUGCCACUGAGACGGUGCCAUCUUCUCCUGGAAAAAGGUCCUGUCCACCGCUACCACUUAACAAAAGAAUCCCCGAUGUGGAGGCAACAGGCGAUAACACUGCUCCUGUCCAAUCAGAUGCUUCACAGUCCUCUAUCUCUCUGCUGGCUCGUGCUGUCUCGUCGUGGUCGGCCACCUCAGAAACUCACCUUAGCCUCUUCGCCGGCGAAGCCAUCACUGCGCUGCUGAGCUUCUCACAGGGCGACGUCAUCAGCGUGCUGCAGCAGAGGGACCAGUGGUGGUUGGGACAGCUGAAUGGGACGCAGGGAUGGUUCCCAAAUAGCUAUGUCACUCUGGAGAUGGGUGGCAUUACGGAUGUGGAUGCAUUUGACACAUCCGACUCUGUUCAUCUGGAAGAGUACGUGGCUUUGUACACGUAUGAGAGCCCAGAGAUGGGGGACCUAACGUUUGUUGAGGGGGAUGUUGUCAUGGUGACAGAGAGGGAAGGAGAGUGGUGGCGAGGAUGCAUCGGGGACCAGACUGGGGUGUUUCCCUCCAACUACGUCCGACCUGUUGAGCCAGAUCUGUCAAGACCUGGAGCUACGGCCAAGAAACCUGAGAUUGCCCAGGCGGUCACCGGCACCGUCACCCCCAUGAUACAUCAGCUGCAUCUGUCUCCAGGGCAACUGAUCGUGGUUCUGGCAAAGAACUCCACCGGCUGGUGGCUUGGGGAACUGCAAGCUCGGGGUAAGAAGCGACAGAGAGGCUGGUUUCAUUCCUCUCAUGUCAAGCUCCUGGGUCCCACCAGCACCAAGCCCUCCCCCUCCCCUCUGCCAGUGUGCCAAGUCAUUGCGAUGUACGACUACACCGCCGCCAGUCGGGACGAGCUGAGCUUCUCCAAGGGUCAGCUGAUCAGCAUCCUGGACAAGACCAACCCUGAUUGGUGGAAGGCAGAAGCCAACGGGGUCACAGGCCUGUUGCCCACCAAUUAUGUCAAGAUGACGACAGAAUCGGACCCCAGUCAGCAAUGUUCGCUAGAUUCCUCAUCCAUGUCAGAGCAUGGAGGGAGUGAGGGGUGUGCGGACCUGAUGACGCUGGACACCAUGACCCCUCAGGAGAGGAAAAGACAGGGCUACGUCCACGAGCUCAUCCAGACGGAGGAGACUUAUGUGGAGGACCUAGAGCUGGUACUAGAGGUUUUCUACAAGCCCAUGUCUGACUCAGGCCGACUAACAGAAGCUGAGAUGGCUAUGAUAUUUGUUAACUGGAGGGAGCUGAUUAUGUGUAACACCAAAUUGCUGAAGGCCCUGCGGGUCAGGAAAAUGACAGGAGGAGAGAACAUGCCGGUUGAGCUCAUAGGAGACCUGCUGGCGUCGGAGCUCGCCCACAUGCAGCCCUACAUCCGCUUCUGCUCCUGCCAGCUCAACGCCGCCGCCCUGCUGCAGAGCAAAACCCACAACCAGCCUGACUUUAAAAACUUUCUCAAGAAGAUCGCCACUAACUACCGCUGCAAAGGAAUGCCACUGUCAAGCUUCCUCCUCAAGCCCAUGCAGAGGAUCACACGCUAUCCCCUGAUCAUCAAGAAUAUCCUGGAGCACACCCCAGAGGACCACGUGGACCGCGGGCCCCUGAGACAAGCUCUGGAGCGAGCCGAGGAGCUGUGCUCUCAGGUCAACGAGGGCGUCAGGGAGAAGGAGAACUCGGACAGGCUGGAGUGGAUACAGAGCCACGUCCAGUGUGAGGGUCCUAUAGAGCACUUGGUGUUCAACUCGCUGACGAACUGCCUCGGGCCUCGCAAGCUGCUCCACAGCGGCCGCUUGUACAAAACCAAAAGCAGCAGGGAGCUGUGGACUUUCCUCUUCAGUGAUUUCCUCCUCCUCACACACAGCGCCAAACCUUUCUCUUCCUCGGGAUCAGACAAGCUAUUCAGCCCCAAGACCAACAUACAGCUGAAGAUGUACAAAACACCACUAUUUCUGAAUGAGGUUUUGGUGAAAACCCCCCCCGACCCGUCCAGCGAUGAACCACUCUUCCAUGUCUCACACAUCGAUCGUGUCCACACACUCAAAACUGAGACCUUGAACGAGAGGGCGACAUGGGUCCAGAAAAUCAAAGCAGCAUCUGAACAUUUCAUUGAAACUGAGAAGAAAAAGAGAGAGAAGGCUUAUCAAGCACGUUCCCUGAAAUCCAGCGGUAUCGGACGACUGCUGGUGACUGUCACCGAAGCUCAAGAGCUCAAGGCCUGUAAACCAAACGGUAAGAGUAAUCCGUACUGUGAGCUGACCAUGGGGGCUCAGUGCUACACCUCCCGGCCCGUCAGCGACACUCUGAACCCUAAGUGGAACUUUAACUGCCAGUUCUUCAUCAAAGACCUCUACCAGGACGUCCUGUGUAUCACUGUGUUCGAGAAAGACCAGUUCUCACCAGAUGAUUUCCUGGGUCGUACUGAAGUUCCCGUGGCAACAAUAAAGAAAGAAAUGGAGAGCAAAGGUGCUGCAAACCGACGCCUGCUGCUACAUGAAGUCCCUACUGGAGAAGUUUGGGUCAAACUAGACUUACAGCUUUACGAGCCAAGCAAAUGAGGACAACUUACAGAAACACUCUCCCUCGAGCACAGACUCUCUUUUUAAAGUGAUGAUCAGAAGAUGUUUUCAAUAUGAAGCUACAGUUAAAGAGACUAAAAGUGCCUGUUUGUAGCAGUGCAAACAAUGCAAUUGAAAAAUCUUUUUGUUUUUCCCGCCACUGAAGUGACGUUUAUUCUGGUAAAGGGAAUUCUUAGUAUGAGUAUAAUUUGCCAAUACUUGAAUGUUCGUUAGUUGGAAGACAACUUAUUAAGACAUGCCUUAAAUUGUAACCAGGUCGUUUUUCCUACAGGGUUUAGAAAUGUGAUAUUUUUGUAUCAUAUAUAUACAAAUUUGUAUACAAUACCAUUUCACUUUUAAUGAAGGGAUACCAACCGUCAAAAUGUGUGUUCACGUGCCCUGUUACAAAUUCAAGAUGCCACACAUACAUUUCUAUGUUGCACACUACUGUAGAAUAUCAUUUCAGAGGUUACCUCAUGGUGUAAGGAAGUAUGCCAUUAAAUCCUAAAAUAAUGGCAGGAAUAAAAUACGUGGCUGUUCCACUACUUUGUCAACACAUUCUCGAUUUCCUGGUAUAAGUAUGAAGUAGUUAAAAGAAUAGAGAUGCGUGAUUUAAUUUGGAAGUAGCCGAGGACUCCAGCAGCUGGUUGUUUGUGAGCAGCCGGUCUAACCACACCUUCCAUCCGGUGUGGAAGUGGCACUGAUGUGGUAUGGUGUCUUAUCAAGCCUGCAUGAGAGACAUUUGCACAAAGUUACUUCUCUCUUACCUUCUCUCUUACUUCUUACUGCUGUGAUUCUAAAGUAUCACACUGUUGAUUGACAUCCUCCAGCGUUACAGAAAGCAUGGUGAAUUAUCAAUGAUUAAAGUCUUUGGAUGUUGUACCUGCUGGCGAGAGUUCUUCUGGGUGCAGAGACGGGAUAAUUGGGGGAAGCCUGUAGAACUGUGUUGGCCUGAGGCGUCACAGACUCACUGAGAGGACGAUCGCUCUGAGGUAGAUUCUCCACUUGUCUCCUUCUGCAUUUACUUCCUGAGAUAAAACAAAAAGUUGUAUAAUUUUGUGUCUUUGAACAGAAUUAGUAUAUCACAUUCACUCCAGCCAGAAUAAGGAGAGACAUGAGAGAAAUGAAUGAAUGUAGAUGACCACUCUUUUCUGUGCCUUUUGUUUUGUUGAAAUAAUAUAACUGUCUUAAUUCAAUGUGCUGUACGUGGGUUUCUAUGCUUGGUUGUUGGUUGGUUAUAUAGACUGGAUUAAGUGACUGCUCACCAAAAGCUAUGCAAAAGUGUAUUGAUCACCACCUGGUGGCUGGCUGCAGUAGAGGUUAUAAACCCUGCCUCCUACAUGUUAGUAGUUGGGACUUGGCUGAAACUAAAAAGUAA